AGCUAAGGAGCUGACACAGCAGGAGAGGGAGGGAGGUGCCAUCAGUCAGGUGUAAAAUGAUGUGCGAUAGGUGUCGAGUGGACGUGGCCGGAUUGAGCGAAAAUUUGCCGACCACGAAAGGUGACGAGGGAGAGGAGAGACUUGUGGUUAAAAAGCAGAUCAAGAUGGAAGUCAACUUGCGGUGGCUGAAAUACGUUGUAGCCUUUUCUAUCGUCUCCAUUGGACUUUUUGUUGCGUCGACGGUCCAUUUUGGACCUGGCCCGUUUGAGAUUCUUAACCCUAAUAACGUCGGAUCCGUAAAUCGCCCAUGGACGGGGACUCGUUCCUCCUCUUCCUCCUCUCUCUCCGGUAUCUCCCUUGCCUCUCGCCUCGUUUUCUCGUCCUCCGACGCGGGAAGCGAUACAGGUGUCGGCGGCGUCGAUGGCCCUCCACUAGCUGAGCUUCCUAGGAUUGCCUACUUCUUGACAGGGAGCAUAGGAGAUGGCAAUCGGAUGAAACGUCUUCUGCUUGCGCUUUAUCAUCCACACAACCAGUACCUGCUCCACAUGGAUCGCGCAUCGCCGGCGUCAGAGAGACUCGAUCUCGCGCGCUAUGUCGCAUUCCAUCCCAUCUUCCUGACGGUGGGGAACGUGCGGUUCAUCGUGAAGUCUAAUCUUGUGACCUACCGCGGUCCGACUAUGAUCGCCACCACUCUGCAUGGGAUGUCCGUUUUUCUCCGGAAGAAAUCGAAAUGGGAUUGGUUCGUCAAUCUCAGCGCAUCCGAUUAUCCUUUAAUUACCCAGGACGACUUUCUGCACGUGUUAUCUUCUGUGCCACGUGGCUUGAACUUCUUGGAGCACUCCGGCGAAAUUGCGGACUGGAAAAUGGAACAACGAGUGCACUCGAUGGUGGUCGAUCCCGCGAUCUACCGUUCGUCAAAGUCCGACUUGAUUUUUGUCAAAGAAACGCGCGCCACUCCCAAUGCUUUUCGCAUAUUUCAAGGCUCAGCCUGGAUGAUGCUGAGCCGUGAUUUCUGUGAACACCUAAUCUAUGGCUGGGACAAUCUUCCUAGACUAGCGCUUAUGUACUUCGCCAAUGUCGUCACUUCGCCCGAGGCCUACUUUCACACGGUCAUUUGCAACUCCAGACAGCAUUUCAACACUACUGUGAAUACCGAUCUGCAUUUCGUCGCCUGGGAUAACCCGCCCAAGCAGCACCCGUUGUCUUUGAAUUCCUCCUUUUACAAAGGGAUGAUCAAUUCCAGCGCUCCGUUUGCCAGGAAGUUUGAGGAGAACGAGACAUUGCUAGACACCAUCGAUGCCGAGCUCUUGAGAGGGAGGAGGAGAGCGCAUGUCGUGGUGGGUGGAUGGUGUGCGGGGAACGAGACGGAAGGCGGAGGACUAGUAGCAACGGCAUCAGCGGAAGUCGGUGCCAGCUCAUCAGCUUCAGGAGGCGAGGCGAGAGCAGGAAACUUCCACGCCGACCCUUGCUCCGUUAUAGGUGACCCAGUAGCCUUGAGACCAGGAGAAGGUGCAAAGAGGUUCGACAAACUGAUACAGAGAGUCCUGGAACCGACUUAUUUCCGCGGACGGCAGUGUGUAUGACAGAGAACACAGAAGACGCAGAGAGAACGCUUUCCCUACCUUUAUACCGUCGUGAGUACUUUGCCGCCUAUCUUCGCAAGGGUUUUGCCCGAUUGCCACGUGUCUUCUUCGUCACGAAUUCUUGCCCGAUUGCCACGUGUCUUCUUCGUCACGAAUUCUUGUGAAAGAUGGAAAACAUGGUGCAUUACAAGUUGCUCGCUCCCUACCUUGCCUCGUCCCUCUCCUUCCUGUGCUCUCUUUCUGUACGCUCGUUAUACCUCCUCCCUCUCCUCUCCUCUCGCUCCCUACCUUCCCUCGCGUCCCUUUCGUUCUUGUGCUCUCUUAAUGUACUCUCGUUGUACUUCCUCCGCCUGCGAAGGUAGUUCACCUUGACGUCUUCGCAGCUGACCCUUAAGUUCUGCCAACUUUGAUCUCCACGCCGCUUUCUUAGUCAAUACAGGCGGGAAAAAAAUGUGUAUGGACGCAGCAGGCGCGAAUGUGGACGCAUGCAACGCCAUUAUGCACAGGCGCGAAUGAGGACGCAUGCAACGCCAUUAUGCACAGAAGCAUACUGGGCGGGCGCUUGCGCGUACGCGGGGGUUGUGAAAGUGAGCUCAUGCUAUAUGCGGGUGGCUUACGUAAAUGAAGGGAGGGGUCUUGAUGUUAACUGGUUUAGGCAUAUUGAUUGCUCGGUGAGAAAAGUCUGUGUGCGACGAUAGUAGGAUACGAUGGUCUUUGAAUAUUCAUAAUUCGAUUUUUCGGGGCGCUUUGGAGGUAGUGCGGUAGAAGGUGAAAGACAUGGGGGGGUUGUGACGAGUCAGAGAAACGAUAGUCCUGCGCCGCCUCUCGGCGAGGUGCCGUAGGUGAACGUUUCAAAGAUGAACAUGAGAGAGAGAGAGAGAGAGACGAGAGUUCUGGGUUCCUGGGGCCUUCUCACGGCGGGGUGGUAACGCUGAUCGUGCUUCUCCUUAGAGUAGGGUAGUUGUGGCAAUUUGUUAUUUGAUUUAUUUGCUUUCAUUCACUUGUCGAGAUCUUGAAGGUCGUAUUCACACUUAGAGCAAUUUGACUGACAGUGGUCGUGUUCGAGGUCACAUACAUGAGAGAGUAUUGCAAUCUACAUCUGAUGAUCCUUGGGUUUCCGUAGUUAAUGGAAACCUUGUCGGUGGGUUAAUUUCACCCCCUCAGGGGACGUAAGUGCUGGCGGGAACGGUGUUCUGGCCCCCCACUUCAGCUCGCCUGUUGUUAUCUGUUAAUUUUGCCCCCGCUUUUCGGGUGCCUCCCUUCUGUGCUUCUCUCUCUCUCUCUCUCUCUCUCUCUCUCUCUCUCUCUCUUGCCUCUGUAUCUUUAAUUCUUACCGCUCCCAGGAGAGUGCAAGGAGUUCCAUGUUGAAAAGAAAUCCCCAAAAGGGAGUAGAACAGAAGAAUAGGCCAAUGAGAAAGUUAGUGGGGAUGGCGCAUGGAGCUUGUUAGUUUGCACGAGAAACUCUCGUCAAAUUUUUAAAUCUUGUAGUUCGCCCUCGUGUUGAUAUUUUUUUCUUGCUCCCGGUUUCUCUGUGCCGUGGAUGGGUGCUGAUUAUGCACAUGAGCCCAGAUAUAACUUCCUAGUAGAGGACUUGCCUGUUAUUUGAAGUCCUCUCGUUGUUCCUUCAUCACUCUUAUCUGUCAAUAAAUGGGUCACUUCAAUGGCGAUCUCCAAGUCUACAUACACAUGCCUUGGUGUCGUGUGGUUAUGCCAUGGAUUUCAUCUGCAUCAUGCGUAUACCUACUAUCCAGUUGACCGAGGUGAUGAACCUUGUGCACAUCCGGUCCUAGGGUCUUCAUCUGAUCUGGCUAUCGAUGACUAGCUAUUCGACGUCGAUGGUUGGACAUGGCUCUUGCAUCGUCUUUGCCAGACCUUUUCGCCCCUUCCUUCUGGAAGGUGUCAUGAGCUGUAACUGAUGUGGGCAUCAACUCCUUUGCGGAUGUAGCCCCUGCAGUGGUUCGAGUUCCUUGUGCCUUCGCGCGAAGUCAAUUCGCGUUCCUUGUGCCUUCGCGCGAAGUCAACUCGCAUUCCUUGUGCCUUUGCACGAAGUCAACUCGCCUUUGUUUGCGGAGAAUGACGCAACCUUCGCCAAGCGGGCUGGAGACUGCUGAGACGGCGGGUGCUCAGUAGCAGGCCUCACUGAAAACAUGCAAGCCUGUCGUCACACCGACAUUCCAGCUGUCCCGUCUCUGCACCAUUGAUCGGCAUCCUAUCAUGUCUCAGCUCUCUGAAUUUCCCCUUCCAUGAAAAACAUAUUAUGUGCCACAUCAUAACCACAUGGCUUACGUCUUCACCUGCGGUUUCUUCUGUCUGUUGCUCUGUCGAUCGACAUCUUUCUUCUAGGGGGCACUCCAGACCAGCCUCCUGGGGAGACCCCUAAUCAACUUGCUUCUGUGGGUCCAUCACCAAAUUAUGUCUGAGACUCCUUGCCUGCUGAAUAACUGCCUGCAAUUGUGGCAUUUGCUCACCGUCCAGUGCGUCCACCCAGUGUGUGGAUGGUGCCCUUCGCUUUUCCGAGACCCGGCUCAGGAACAACUGUUCAGUCACGUGCAAGUAAUCUCCGGUUUGCUUUGAUCCCCGUCUGGACAUAAUUACCAGCCGUCCUGGUGCCGUAUAUAAAGAAGCUACUUCUGUACUUGAAUGCGAAUGCGAGUGGAAGGUAAGUACUGCAGUUUUGGCGAAUUACUGCGGUAUAUAAAUAGCUAGCUACUUUUGUACUUCAGUUUCGAGAAACUUUCCAUGCAAAUUGGAAGAUAGACGAUUCAGUAGUUGUGCUGACGGAGUGAGUGAAGUCUAAUUUCUUUUUCGCUGGGUAUUGCUCUUUUCCAUGCUACGAUGGAUGCUUCCUUCAAGCCAAGCAUGUUGGGAAAGUGAUGCCCGGGGUGGAAAAGCAAGACCCCCAAAUCCUCAGAUUAUCACGACUGUUAUUUUAACAGUUUGAAACAGUAGUUUUAGGUCGAUGGUUGCGUCAGCGAGGGUGAAAGAUGUGGCUACACUGGUUAUAUAACUGGCCUGGCAUGUUUUGGGGGGCCUGAUCCAUCGGUUGGCUAGUUUGGGCUCUGCUGAGCUAGUUCGGGCUCUGCUGAGCUGACGAAACUGCAGUUGUCGACUGUUUGAUUAAUUUUUUAGUGUGUGGUUAAGAAUGCAAUGGUGAGAGGUUUCAGGGGACUCCUGGGAUUUGCGAAAAGCAGGACUCCAUGAUGUUCAUGACAAAGUAGAAUUUUGAUGUAAAAGGGAUUUGCGAAAAGCAGCACCCUAUGAUGUUUAUGACAAAGUAGAAUUUACAAGGAGAUUGUUAUGAUGUUUAUUCUGUCCGGAUUGAAAAAAUGUGGACAAAGUCUUCGAGUCAGUGUUCAGUGCUUUAAGA
Molecule: messenger RNA, 4950 nt
Organism: Chara braunii
Lineage: Eukaryota; Viridiplantae; Streptophyta; Charophyceae; Charales; Characeae
Source: the annotation of a GenBank genome assembly